UUUUUGUGCAUCGCAUUCGUGUCGAGUUCUAGUGGUUAGUUUUCUUUGUAUCUAAAAGAUGGGCAAAACACGGACAAUUGAGUACCAUAGCUGAUAAUAGAUCAUAUCACAUAUUUUGAAUUAGAUGCCAGUUUUGAACCUAGACAAUAUUAGAAUAUGAUAUAAUCAUAUUCAUGGUUUGGGAAAAUAUCAAGAAGUUAAAAUAGCAAAUUAUCCAGAUUUGAUCCACACUUAUAUAGCACCACAAUUUAUAAAUUAAUCAGACAUGGCUGACUAUUUCCAAGAAUUCAAUAUCCAACCUCUAGCUGAUGGGGAAGCUCCCAAUCAUUUUUUACAUGCUGCCAGGCUUUUUAGAGAUUAUGGAAUGUUCGAAUUAUUAAUUGAUGGACAAAAUCCACCCCCACCAGCAGCAAAAAGUGUAAUUGAAAAUUUACAAAAUAAAGAAAUCAAACAUGACAAAGAACAAUGCACAGUUUGUUUGAGGUUUUUCAAAACAGGUGAUACUGGCAAAGAAUUACCUUGCAAACAUUUCUAUCAUUCCGAAUGCAUUGUACCGUGGUUGCAAAAAACAAACUCUUGUCCACUAUGCAGACAUGAAUUACCUACAGAUGAUGAGGUAUAUGAAGAAUAUCGAAGAGAAAAGUUACGUUCCGUGCAAAGGGAACAGGAUUUAGAAAAUUUACAUGGUUCUAUGUUUGGCUAAUUUGAUAACCACACAUAGAAUAUAUAUUUCUUACCAAUAUUAAUAUCUUUGAUAUGUGUUUAAGAAGAUUCAUUUUAAGAUAGUUUUAAUGGCAUUCAGGAAACAUUUAUAUUAAGUAAUUUAUAAUAUAUUAUCUAUUCCAAUGUGUCUAACUUGAUACAAAUAAAUUCAUUACA
This is a messenger RNA of Ctenocephalides felis (cat flea), 879 nucleotides long. RefSeq names its product E3 ubiquitin-protein ligase RNF181-like. NCBI's taxonomy places the organism in Eukaryota, Metazoa, Arthropoda, Insecta, Siphonaptera, Pulicidae. The record is from RefSeq and is a predicted model, not a curated record. The transcript has 4 exons. The coding region runs from base 266 to 703 and encodes 145 amino acids.